This is a messenger RNA of Phialemonium atrogriseum, 808 nucleotides long. RefSeq lists its product as uncharacterized. NCBI's taxonomy places the organism in Eukaryota, Fungi, Ascomycota, Sordariomycetes, Cephalothecales, Cephalothecaceae. The record is from RefSeq and is a predicted model, not a curated record. The transcript is spliced from 2 exons. Bases 63 to 323 code for a protein of 86 amino acids.
CUGCACCAACACUUAUACACAAACAUACCAUUGACACUUUUGCUUCCACACAAAUAGCAAACAUGAAGGCCUCACUCUGCCUGGUUGCCCUCGCCAACGCCCUCCUCGCCGCCGCCAGCCCCACCGGGGCCGUGUCCAGCGCCGCGGUCAGCUCUGAUACCACGCCAUUUACCCAGGACGUUUUCGCGCAUGCAGACGUUGGUGUUGACGAGUACUGCGGCGGAUUCAACGCCCCCGGAUGCAGCGACUUCUGCUACCGUCUCGGCUACCGCUGCUACCAGUGCACUUCCAGUUACUGCUGGUGCACCAACGACGGAUGCUAGGUCUAUUCAACCUAGGUUGAGCCGAACUGAGGAUCCUCCCUGGGCAGAUUGAGGACGUCUACCUUACCCAUCCGCCCCAACGGGAUUCUCAACGUUGCGGGGGCUGUUGCUGAGAGGUCAUGGGUUCCUUUCUUGAUCGGUGACUGUAUGAACUUUGGAACUCGGGAUGUGGUUUGAAACUGUUGUCAGUUGUUCGUUCAACCUGCUCUGAUCAAACUGUCUGCAGCACACCAAUAAUUAAUUGUCUAUCUUUCUACCGUGCUAUCCCUGUCCAGAGAUUGUGUUUCCUUGUUUCAGAAGACCAACAAUAGCCGUCAUGACAGACACAUACCUGGUUAAAUUGUAUUUUGAGACAGAACGGAAACCUCCAGUCUGAAGCUCGAGGUUUGGAUCCAGUUUCCCAGUCCGAGGUCUGGUUGCCCCAGUCAAGCCUUGUUCUCCUUCUCACCAUAAGCAAGGAUGGAACUUGCUGAUCUAAGUCUGAC